UUACUCGUCGGUAGGCUUAUGCCAUGUUUGCGGAAGUGGAGUCAAAUUGCUUCCCGACACCUAAAAGAUGAGGUAGCAUAGUUCAAACCAGGAGCCAUAUCAAACGUUAACUUAUUUCAUACUGAAGAGAUUCAGGUUUCUUGAGGAACUAUGAAUCUUCCUAAGGGCCCAGAUUCUCUUUGUUUUGACAAAGACGAAUUUAUGAAGGAUGAUUUCGAAGUGGAUCGGUUCGUUUCGGACUGCAGGAAGCGUGUCUCCUUGGAAGAGAUGCGUGAAGACCUGGAGUUUUACUACAAGCUCCUGAAAACUGCAAUGGUUGAGCUUAUCAACAAAGACUAUGCAGACUUUGUCAAUCUCUCCACCAACCUUGUUGGAAUGGAUAAAGCCCUAAACCAACUGUCAGUACCUUUGGGUCAACUAAGAGAGGAAGUGCUGAGCCUUAGGACAUCAGUCCACGAAGUUAUCGAAACCAUAGACACCCUGUUAUCCAAACAAGAAGAUAUUCAAAGUAAAAAGAUGUGUGUGAUGAGGCUUAUCCAAGUGGUGAGAUCAGUCGAGAAGAUUGAAAAGAUUCUCCACUCUCCGAACUCCAAAGACCACACCUCUCUUGAGACAAGCAGCCCUCUUGUAGCUGGGCAGAUUUUGGAGCGGAUUGCCACUGAGUUCAACCAGCUGCAGUUUCAUGCAGUCCAGAGCAAAGGCAUGCCUCUGCUGGACAAAGUGCGGCCAAGGAUAGCAGGCAUCACAGCCAUGCUCCAGCAGUCUCUGGAGGGGCUCCUGAUUCAGGGGCUUCAGACCACCAAUAUGGACAUCGUGCGGCACUGCCUGCGUACCUAUGCCACCAUCGACAAGACCCGGGACGCAGAGGCCCUGGUGGGACAAGUCAUGGUCAAGCCCUACAUGGAUGAGAUCAUAACGGAGAAGUUUGUGAAGUCCAGCCCCAGCGGGCUGCAGAUGAUGUACACUAAGCUGCUGGAGUUCGUGCCCCACCACUGCAGGCUGCUGAGAGAGGUGACCGGAGGAGCCAUAUCCAGUGACAAAGCUGACAUUGUGCCUGGCUAUGACUUCCUGGUGAACUCGGUGUGGCCUGAGAUGAUGAAGGGCAUUGAGGAGAGGCUCCCUUUCCUUUACAAUCCAGGCAACCCUGAUGUGUUCUACGAGAGGUACGCCCUCACUAUGGACUUCGUGGGGAAGUACGAGCGGCAGUGUGGCUCGCAGGCGAGCGUGAAGCGACUGCGUGUGCACCCCUCCUACCAGAGCUUCCACAACAAGUGGAACCUGCCCGUCUACUUCCAACUCAGAUAUAAGGAAAUUGCAGGCAGUUUGGAGAACGCCAUUAGUGAUGGACUGGACGCUGCCCCAGCUGGGAGUGUGUAUCACCUGCAGGUGUCUCAGGUGUUGUGGGGGUGUGUGUGUCGCUGCUGGGCAGAGAGGAUCUACCUCCCCCCACUGGCUCAUCGUUUCUGGAAACUCACGUUACAGCUGCUCUCCCGCUAUGCCAAGUUUGUCACUGAGGUGCUGACGAAAACUCCCUCCACGGACACCCCCAAAGACCCUGUCAGACCACUGCCCAGCUCUGCCUCUUCCACGUCCAGCCGCACGUCUCAGGAUGCCGACAGUGAAAGCGGUGGUCCGGCCUCGCUCUCCAUCAAACAGCUGGUCUUCAUCGCAGCAGAUGUGGACAAACUCCAGGAGCAGAUUCCACAAAUCUCUGAGAUGAUCAGAGAGAGACUGGAGGCCAUUGGGUUUAAAAACUUCACCAUCGUCUCAGAGGCCCUGGAGGACUCCAAAGCCUCUCUGUCCAGCUGUCUGCCCACCCUCAGUGCCCGUAUGACUCAGCAUCUGACUGAGCGAUGCUUCCGCUUCCUCAAAAGUGCCUCCGAAGUGCCCCGCCUCUACAGACGGACCAAUAAGGAAGUGCCCAAAAGGGCGUCGGCCUACAUGGAAAAUGCCCUGCGGCCGAUGCACCAGCUGGUGAGUGACUCGAAGGACCUGGUGAAGGCCGCCCUCAUGCAGGAGUGGCUGCGAGUCACCCUCUCAGACUGCACCCACAGGUACUAUGAGACCAUCUCGGACGUGUUGAGCUCCGUCAGGAAGAUGGAGGAGAGUCUGAAACGUCUAAAGCAGGCGAGGAAGACAACUGCGGCCAGCACAACCGGCAACAACGGCGGGCCCAGCGACGACAGCAAGAUCCGCCUGCAGCUGGCUCUGGACGUGGAGUACUUGGGGGAACAGAUCCAGAAGAUGGGCCUUGAGCCCACUGACAUUUCCAUGUUCUCGUCCCUUCUUGAUCUGGUACGAGAAGCGAGGGACUUGGCUGGAGCUGAGUGAGAGGUAGCGAUGUCCUUCUUCUGUACUACUGCACUGGCACCAAGAGGCGUCUGUGAGAUGCCUGAUCAAAAUGCCAGGUCAUGGUGACCUGAACACGAUCCCGGGAGUAUGAUUUUGAUGAUGAAGCACACUACAGGACUGUUCCUAUUUGUUAUUUUUUAUUUAAAAAUAAGGAGUCUCUACUUUUUUGUUUGUUUAUUCCUGUUACUGCAACGUGGUCACUUGGGAAAUUGAAGAACUAAUAUUUGGCCGAAGUCCAGCCCCCGUUUUCUCUUUAGUCAUCUCAACAAUACUGUCAGCACUAUACUGCAUGUCACUGCAGUUGUCUUCGGCACGGCCGAUGUUCUGUUUAGGGCCAACGGUGUGAAAGGCAUUUUCUUCCAACUAAACUACUAAAGAGCACCAGCCUUUAACUUCAGGCUUGGGCCCCCUCCUGAAAUUGAUUGGGAUGCUGUUUGUUGCUCUUGCAACUUCUUUGCCCUAAAGGGAAACUGAUAUGAACACUGGACAACUGUAUGGUUUAUCUCUUCACAGCCUGGACAGCUGAUUGUUCAUUUAAGCUUUUAUUUCUCUCAUUGCCGUGAGCCAGAUGUGGUUUAGCAGUGACUACACUGUUACUACUGAGGCUUUCAGAAUGAAAGUGAUAUACAUUGGGUUGCUGAUAAGCAGCAUGUCCACAAGGGUCUGGGUAAAGGGUUCUGACUGAUAUUUCAGUGGUGAAGAAUGAAGAUUGUGUAAAUUACAAAAUGAAACGAUUAUACCUUUAACAAUAAAAGUUUUACUACAACUGA
Messenger RNA from Clupea harengus (Atlantic herring), 3122 nucleotides. RefSeq names its product component of oligomeric golgi complex 2 (gene cog2). NCBI's taxonomy places the organism in Eukaryota, Metazoa, Chordata, Actinopteri, Clupeiformes, Clupeidae. Gene Ontology annotation, biological process: intra-Golgi vesicle-mediated transport; Golgi organization; protein transport. Gene Ontology annotation, cellular component: membrane; COG complex. The record is from RefSeq and is a predicted model, not a curated record.